Pteropus alecto (black flying fox) is the source of this 2666-nucleotide messenger RNA. RefSeq names its product F-box protein 46 (gene FBXO46). NCBI's taxonomy places the organism in Eukaryota, Metazoa, Chordata, Mammalia, Chiroptera, Pteropodidae. Gene Ontology annotation, molecular function: protein binding. The coding region runs from base 681 to 2666 and encodes 661 amino acids. The record is from RefSeq and is a predicted model, not a curated record. The transcript has 7 exons.
GAGGAGCGAGUGGGGGAAACCCGCGUAGCCGAAGGAGCUGCGGCGCAGGGAGAUGUCUAUCUGCGUUGUGAUGUUUUACAAUAAGUGGAUCUUCAUGGAGCAUUCUCUGAAAGCCGACCUAAUGUAGAACCUCUUUCUGGGCUCAGCGUGUGAGGAGUUAGAAGAUUCUGCCCCAGUGACCCCGCUGGCUAGGACACAGACAGAACCUGGGUGUGAAAUAGAGUUUACACUGCCAAGGCCUCAUGAAGUUUAGGACCUGGAGCCUCGGGGAAGAGAGAUUUGAUAUAUCCAGUCCCAUGCUGGGCAGUGCUAAUGGGGACACCAUGAUGACCAUGAAAGUUCUGGCCCUUCCUCUCUCCCCUGGGGGGUUUAUGAUCCAGUAGAGGAGACAGAUCCAUCCUUAGACACUGAUGACUCAGAGUGGGCAGGGCUGGGACAAGGGAACUGUUCCAGGCUGAGUCAGAUUUGGGGCGGCUGGCUGCAGAGACUGAACUGAGAGAGAUGUCCGUUUGACACCAUGGCGUCAGCCUUGAAUGCCAAGCCCAGAGACUUAGACUCAGUGCCGCGGGAGCCGUCGCAGGUUCUGCCAUUUGGUUUUCAGGGUGGCCUGUGGAGUCCCUUACCACCAUCCAGAUCCUAAGAUGCAGUGAGCCCCUGCCUGUCUGCCACCGUUCCCCAGAAUGGACCGCGGCAGUCUCCUGCCCUUCCAGCUGUGGUGCCCCCGUCCCUUUGGUACCUACUCACAGAAUCAGCCACGCCCGCCUUCUGCAGCCCUCAAGCCGCCGGCCUGCCCCGAGCCAGGCGGUGGGGCCGAGCCGGACCACGGGCCUGCGCAUUCAGAGAACACGCCACCCGCCUUGGCCACGGAGGCCCCUGCCCCCCAGCCCGCCCCGCUCCUCUCAGCCGCAGCUGCUGGUGACGAGGGUCGAGUCCUGCUGGACACGUGGUAUGUUAUCAAGCCCGGGAAUACAAAGGAGAAGGUGGCCUUCUUUGUGGCCCACCAGUGUGGUGGCGGCAGCCGGGCCAGCUCCAUGAAGGUCAAGGGGCACUGGGGUAGUGACAGCUCCAAGGCCAAGCGGAGGAGGCGCUGUCUUGAGCCUACUAAAGCUCCGCCCGACCCAGGGGGCCGAGAGGGGCCCCCAGCUUCUGAGGGGACCCCAGCCUCAGCCGGUGAGGAUGUGGACCUGCUCUCUGUGGCCGAGAUGGUGGCCUUGGUGGAACAGCGGGCCGCGCUGGCGCUGCAGAACUACCCGCGCCCCGGCGCCCCGGCGCCCGUGGUCUUCGUGUCGGCAGAGCAGGGUGGGCCUGCCAAGGGCCUGGGGUCGGAACGGCGGUCUGGCGGAGGGGACUGCAGCCGUGUAGCUGAGGCGGUGGCCCACUUCGAGGCCCAGCGGGACAACCCUCCGGCCAAGGGUCUCCGCAAGGAGGAGCGGCCUGGGCCAGGCCCCGGGGAGGUGCGCAUCGCCUUCCGUAUCUCCAAUGGCCGAGAGCCCCGGGCACCGGAUGGCAGCUUGCCCAACGGGAGUGGGGGCCGGCCCGGCUGUGCCUACCCUGGCAGCCCGGGGCCCGGGACCCGAGCCAAGGACAAGAUCACCUGCGACCUGUACCAGCUCAUCAGCCCCUCUCGGGACGCCCUCCCCAGCAACGUGGAGUUCCUUCUGGCCAGGGCGGACGAAGCCAGCGAGGGCGAGACCCCAGCCCCUGCCAGGCCCGAGGACACGCCCCCGGCCCCGCCCCCACCCCCUGCCCGGGACUGCGGAGCAUCUGGCUUCCACGUGGACGUGGUGGUGACGGGUGUGGUGGACGAGUGCAUCUUUUUUGGCAAGGAUGGCACCAAGAACGUGAAGGAGGAGACGGUGUGCCUGACGGUCAGCCCCGAGGAGCCUCCCCCACCCGGCCAGCUCUUCUUCCUCCAGUCCCGUGGGCCGGACGGGCCCCCCGAGCCACCCCCGGCCGACUCACCGGCCACCGCGCCCGGCCCGGAUGACGCAGAGGGCACGGCGGACACCUCUCUGUGUCGCCUGUACCGGCACGUGUCGCACGACUUCCUGGAGAUACGCUUCAAGAUCCAGAGGCUGCUGGAGCCACGACAGUACAUGCUGCUGCUGCCCGAGCACGUGCUGGUCAAGAUCUUCAGCUUCCUGCCCACGCGGGCCCUGGCAGCCCUCAAGUGCACCUGCCACCACUUCAAGGGCAUCAUCGAGGCGUUCGGUGUGCGGGCCACAGACUCGCGUUGGAGCCGCGACCCACUCUACCGUGAUGACCCUUGCAAGCAGUGCCGCAAGAGAUACGAGAAGGGCGACGUGUCGCUCUGCCGCUGGCAUCCCAAGCCCUACCACCACGACCUGCCUUACGGACGUUCUUACUGGAUGUGCUGCCGCCGAGCCGACCGCGAGACGCCCGGCUGCCGCCUGGGGCUGCACGACAACAACUGGCUCUCUGUCUCUGGAGCCAUGUCCUACCAAGAGGCUGCAGCACCGAAGGCUGCUAAUUCAGAGCCUCGGGAGGAGCUGCUUUUUGUCAACAAAUUCUUGGUCCAGCACAGGUUUGCUAAGCAGCUGGGAACGCACCGAGCUAUCCUCAAGGACAGCAUGUCCCAGACGUUGCUGAUCAUGGGACUUCUCAGGUGCUCAUUACGGAGUCCCAGCCUCUGCCUGGAGUUCUGA